Cornus florida is the source of this 1039-nucleotide messenger RNA. RefSeq lists its product as uncharacterized. Gene Ontology annotation, cellular component: plasma membrane. Lineage: Eukaryota; Viridiplantae; Streptophyta; Magnoliopsida; Cornales; Cornaceae. The transcript has 3 exons. The record is from RefSeq and is a predicted model, not a curated record. Bases 169 to 822 code for a protein of 217 amino acids.
AUUCACUUCAUUCACACCGCAACAAAACAAUGAAGAGCAAAAAAACAAACAAUCCACUUGGGCCCACCUCAACUUCCUCUCCACUCACGAAACUCACUCCCAAAUCACACCUGUAGACUGUAGUUCUAUAUCUCCGGACCAAAAACCCAACACACCUGACAUCGCGCAAUGGCAUCACCAAAGCUCGUCGACGAACCACCACCACCAUCUCACUACUACCACCCUCUACCUCCAAACCAGCACCACCAAAACUACGUCGUUCUCCCUCUCUACCUCCCCGCCGUCGUCCGCCGCCGCCAGUGGAGUUGCCGUCUCCUCUGCACCGCCGCUCUCCUCCUCGCCGCCGUCGCCGUCUACUCCCUCUGGCCCUCCGAUCCCGACCUCGAGAUGGUCCGCUUCCGCCUCGAACGAAUUCAAUUCCACACCGAACCUACCAUCGCAAUUGACAUCGCAUUGAACCUCACACUCAAGGUUCGAAACAGAGAUCUGUACUCGAUGGAUUAUCGAUCGCUGGAGAUGGCGAUUGGGUACAGGGGGAAGAAUCUAGGGUUUGUGACGUCGGAUUAUGGGCACGUGAGGGCGAUGGGGUCGUCGUACGUGGACGCUAGGCUUGACUUGGAUGGAGUGGAAGUUUUCUCUGACGUCAUUCUUUUGCUUGAAGAUUUGGCUAGGGGUUCGGUUCCGUUUGAUACAGUCACGGUGAUUCGUGGUCGGCUCGGGUUGUUCUUCCUCGACCUUCCACUCGAGGCAAAAAUAUCUUGCGAGGUUUAUGUAAAUACACGCAACCAAACAAUUGUCCGGCAAAAUUGUUACCCUGAGUGAUGAAUUUGGAUUGAACAUAGGAAGUGGAACAAAGCAAAAAGGGUGAAUGGUGUGCAUGGCCCUUUUCUGCAGAUUUGGGUAUGUGAAUUUCAGAAUGUGUAUAUCAUGUCACCUGUUUCUGUAAUAACUGUCAUACUGAAAUCCUGGGGAAAGCAUUAUUUGGAUGUAAUAUAUCAAACAUCUAUAUCUAUAUAUAUGUAUAUCUGUCUUCUUAUCA